Messenger RNA from Plasmopara halstedii, 1314 nucleotides. Its product is annotated as FYVE-FINGER-CONTAINING RAB5 EFFECTOR PROTEIN RABENOSYN-5-RELATED. The transcript has a single exon. The record is from RefSeq and is a predicted model, not a curated record. Lineage: Eukaryota; Oomycota; Peronosporomycetes; Peronosporales; Peronosporaceae. Bases 1 to 1314 code for a protein of 437 amino acids.
AUGAAGUUCACACUACCAAAAGACGCCUUUCCAUUCAUUACAUUGUCAGAAAAUCAACGCGCCGCUUUUAUCGAGGAAGCAGACACUGUUGUGAAAGAGAUUGUGGCAGCAAAUGAUCUUUACAUAGCCAAAGGGUCUAAGAUUGGGUACCCUGACUGGAAAUUCGUUCGAUCAAAAGAAGGAGUGCAAGUAUAUCGACAGCGGACGAAAGUGAUUAAGCAGCGUCCACCCACUUCGUCUUUACCACCAGUGCUUCAUCAUCUGUCACAACCACAAGAACACGAGUUCUGUAGAUUUGGCAGUGUCGAUAGCUACAGUAAUGUUGAAUUAGAAUCAGAAGGCCAAGCAUCCUCUUCGUCUUCGUCUGGAAUUGCUAGAAAUAGUAUCAUGGAUAAAAUGAGACCACACGGUGUAGCACUCAUGGCUUUGCAUGGUAAGAUGGAUGGCACUGUCGAUGACUGUUUGUUUGGAUGUACCGCGGCUACCGACGAGGCGUGGAUGUUGCGUAGCUCACACAUUAAUGACGGGCUCGAUGAUGCUCGCCUGAUUGAAGCAAUCAGACUGCCGAGUCGUACAGACCCUUAUCAAUUUCUUGGAGUCAAAUGGUUUGCAAAAGAGCAUCCAAUCGUUCUUACGGGGAUCGUCCAUCAACGCGAUUUUCUUAUUCUCGAAUCCACGGGCUUCACGCGUGACUCGAAAGGUGAAAGAGUUGGUUACAUGUUAAUGCACUCCAUAACGUUACGAGAUAUCCCAGAGCUCACGCAUUUAGGAAUCAUUCGUGGAAUUAUGAGUUUUUGCUUUAUUUUUCGUCAGGGAGGACCAGGUAAAGUCAACAUUUUCUGUCGUGGGUUCUUUGACUCUCGCGGUGAGAUGCCGAAUCGACUUUCUGUUGCAAUUGCAGCAGAAUCUGCGAUCUGCUGUACUGGUGUUGUCGAUUACGCGUACAUCAAGAAACUUCGAUGGCUUAUUAAACACGCGAACAAACCAGCUGAAAUCACGACAGAAACGUGCCCUCAAUGCCCUCAACGGUGUGAAGCUUGUGCUAAAAGUUUGGGCAAAUUUACAUUACCGUUUUCCGAAUCGAGUGUGGUGUGCCAAGUUUGUCGAAAAACGAUAUGUUUGCAAUGCAGCGUGAGCAAGAAGAUGACCGUGCAUGUGUCCAGCUCAGGAUCGAUCCAACAGUGCUCACUGAAGUUUUGUCUAUGCUGUAUAAAGAUAGCAAAAGAAAAAUCAAGCCUUGAAUUGGCCAUGAUUGCUCUCGAGACUUCGGCAUCACAUUCGGUGGGUAGUUUGAACGAGAAUGUGAUACAGUAG